Glycine soja is the source of this 1611-nucleotide messenger RNA. Its product is annotated as transcription factor TGA3-like. Gene Ontology annotation, molecular function: DNA-binding transcription factor activity; sequence-specific DNA binding. The transcript is spliced from 9 exons. Gene Ontology annotation, biological process: regulation of DNA-templated transcription; DNA-templated transcription. NCBI's taxonomy places the organism in Eukaryota, Viridiplantae, Streptophyta, Magnoliopsida, Fabales, Fabaceae. The coding region runs from base 431 to 1288 and encodes 285 amino acids. The record is from RefSeq and is a predicted model, not a curated record.
AGAAGAAUAAUAAUGAUAUUCUUCAGACAACUUAGCUAGUGAGUUUUCAGAUGUAUAUAUAACCUACUAUAUUCAACUCUUAUGAGCAUCAACAGGGACUCUCGUGGACUAACCAAAUUCCAAGUUACAGAUUCUAUCAAAGCUAGCUACCUAUUGAAAACUCUUCUUUUAUCAUUUGGGCGUUGCAAGAGAUAAAUGAAAAUGGACAUAUACGAGCCAUUUCAGCAAGUUAGCCUGUGGGGGGACAACUUUAAACUUGAUGGCGGUCUGAAUUCAAUUGCUUCCCCAAUGUUAAUGGUUGACAGUACUAGUGUGGAGAACAAGUAUUUUUUGAAUUUGAAUUCUCCAGUCUGAGGAUAUUCCUCAGGAAUCAAGAGAGCCUUCUGGUUCUGGAGCCGAUCAAGAGGCUACAAAUAAAGAAGUUAACAAGAUGCUAAGACGCCUAGCUCAGAAUCGAGAGGCUGCUCGGAAAAGUAGGCUGCGGAAAAAGGCUUACGUUAAACAAUUAGAAUCAAGCCGUUCGAAGCUCAUGCAACUGGAGCUGGAAAUUGGGAAAGCAAGAAAGCAGGGUCUGUAUAUGGGCACUGUAUUAGAUGCCGGCUAUAUAGGAUCAACAUCAGAAACAAUAAAUCCAGGGAUUGUGGCUUUUGAAAUUGAAUAUGGACAAUGGGUUGAAGAGCAACAAAGGCGGAACGAAGAACUUAGACAUGCAUUUCAAGCGCAAGCAUCUGAUGUACAGCUGAAUGUAGUGGUUCAGAGUGUCUUAAACCAUUACUCAAAUCUUUUCAGAAUGAAAGCAGAUGCUGCAAAGGCUGAUGUCCUCUAUUUACUCUCUGGUGUGUGGAAAGCAUCAGUGGAGCGCAUUUUCCUUUGGAUUGGAGGCUCCCGUCCAUCACAGCUUCUAAACAUCAUCGUGCCACAACUUGAGCCUUUGACUGAUCAACAAAUUGUUAGUAUUAGCAACCUCCGUCUAUCGUCUCAACAAGCUGAAGAUGCUCUUUCACUAGGAUUGGAAAAACUUCAGCAGAGUUUGGUCCACGACAUGGCAGUUGAUUCACUGGGUGUAGGAAACUUCGGACUUCAGAUGGUUCUUGCGAUGGAAAAAUUUGAGGCACUAGAAGGUUUUGUAAUCCAGGCAGAUCACCUUAGGCAACAAACUCUGCUUCACAUGUCACGCAUCCUUUCAACUCACCAAGCUGCUCGCGGCUUACUGGCUCUCGGGGAAUACUUUCAUCGUCUUCGCACUCUUUGCUCUCUUUGGUAUGCUCGUCCAUAUGACCUUGCCUAGCCUCUCUAACUUAGGCUCCUCAGGACUCCACAAAUCACCUAAGAUUGCUCCUUAGAGGAAGAAACCUACCUGCUUCUGCUUGAACUUCUUCAACUGAAUGAUCUGUUCCGUGCUUUACAAAACAGUUACUCGAUUUUGGAUAUGAAUAUGAGUUAAUGCCGUGUACUAGCAUCAGCAUGAAGCAAAAUUAUGUGAUUUGCUGCUCUUGAGAGUGUGCUUGUACAUAAUCAGUGUAUCAUCUUUAGUAAUUAGUACUAUAUUAUAUAUUAUGAAAAACUUUCUAGAAUCUUUCGGGGAAAAAAAGUGUCCAUUAUUUUACUUUA